Messenger RNA from Neopsephotus bourkii (Bourke's parrot), 849 nucleotides. RefSeq names its product transmembrane protein 98 (gene TMEM98). Bases 170 to 847 code for a protein of 225 amino acids. Gene Ontology annotation, cellular component: endoplasmic reticulum. The transcript has 7 exons. The record is from RefSeq and is a predicted model, not a curated record. NCBI's taxonomy places the organism in Eukaryota, Metazoa, Chordata, Aves, Psittaciformes, Psittacidae.
CCGGGGUCCUGCCGGGGCGGUGCCGCUCCGGGGGCAGGGCCGGGACCGGGCCCCGCUCCGCGCCCCCCGACCGGCUCCAUCUUGAGCGCGGCUGCCGCGGAGCGGCUCCAGACCCCACUGUGCUGGGAUGGCAGCGGACGCCUGAGCCUCCCCCUGCCUGGGACCUGCCAUGGAGACGGUCGUCAUCGUGGCCAUCGGGGUGCUGGCCACCAUCUUCCUGGCAUCCUUCGUGGCGCUGGUGGUGGUGUGCCGGCAGCGGUACUGCCACCCCAAGGACUUCCGGCACCACUACGACACCAAACCCAUUGUGGACCUCAUGGGGACUUCUGAGACACCAUCGGAGCCCUCAGAGCUGGAGCUGGACGACGUGGUCAUCACCAACCCGCACAUCGAGGCCAUCCUGGAGAACGAGGACUGGGUCGAGGAUGCCUCGGGUCUGGUGUCCCACUGCAUCGCCAUCCUGAAGAUCUGCCACACGCUGACAGAGAAGCUGGUGGCCAUGACCAUGGGCUCGGGCGCCCGCGUGAAGUCCCCUGCCAGCCUCGGGGACAUCAUAGUGGUGGCCAAACGCAUCAGCCCCAGGGUGGACGAUGUGGUGAGAUCCAUGUACCCGCCGCUGGACCCCAAACUGCUGGAUGCGAGGGCCGCGGCGCUGCUGCUCUCGGUCACUCACCUGGUGCUGGUGACGCGCAGCGCCUGCCGCCAACCCGCCGCUCGCCACUGGGUGGAGCGCUCGCUGGCGGCGGCGGAGGAGCACAUGGCGGUGCUGCGGUCCGCGGCCAUGGCCGCCGAGCCCGAGCGCCCGCCCGGCGCCGAACCCCUGCGCCAGGAGCAGUCGGUCAUGUGACC